Alosa alosa (allis shad) is the source of this 2008-nucleotide messenger RNA. RefSeq names its product methyltransferase 21A, HSPA lysine (gene mettl21a). The transcript has 3 exons. Gene Ontology annotation, biological process: peptidyl-lysine methylation. The record is from RefSeq and is a predicted model, not a curated record. Gene Ontology annotation, cellular component: cytosol; cytoplasm. Gene Ontology annotation, molecular function: protein-lysine N-methyltransferase activity. Bases 223 to 882 code for a protein of 219 amino acids. NCBI's taxonomy places the organism in Eukaryota, Metazoa, Chordata, Actinopteri, Clupeiformes, Clupeidae.
GUUUGGCUUUUGGACGCGUCUAUGGUGAUAGUCGACCACAUUUAGUGGUAGGCUACGUUACACACAGUGAAUGAUUUACUGCAGGUUUAAUAUAUGUUCUGUGUAUUGAUCGGCUCGAAUGUCACUGAAGUAACAGUAAUAAUAUUACCACCGUGUACAUAGACGUUAACUUGUUGUAGAGAAGCUGAGUUUAGGUUAUUAUUACUAGGUUAUUAGCUCAGGAUGGCUUUAGUACCUUACGAUGAAAGCAGUGCUGUACCUGCACUUGCAAAACUACGCGAGUCCUCCGCCGAGUUCCACUUUGCCAACCACAGCGUGCGUCUGACACAAGACUGGAACCGUUUGGGUGUCGCCGCGGUCGUCUGGGAUGCCGCUGUAGUUCUGUGCAUGUUUAUGGAGCUGGGACACGUUGAAUUGAAGGGAAAGACUGCAAUUGAGUUAGGAGCUGGCACAGGCCUGGUAGGCAUAGUGGCUACUCUUCUGGGGGCCAAUGUCACCAUUACUGACAGGGUACCUGCGCUCGAGUUUCUGGCUGCCAACGUGCAUGACAACAUUCCUCCGUCCCUGCAAGGGGCAGUGAAGGUGUCUGAUCUGACCUGGGGGGAGGGCCUCGAGAACUAUGAGGCUGGCGCCUAUGACCUCGUUUUCGGGGCCGACAUUGUGUACCUGGAGGAGACAUUCCCGGCCCUGCUGCGGACACUGGAACACCUGAGCUCGGAACGUACGGUUGUGCUGCUCUCCUGCCGCCUGCGGUACGAGCGCGACGAGAGGUUCCUCGGCCUGCUGAAGAGGAAGUUCACCGUGAAGGAGGUCCACUAUGACGGCCAGAGGGACAUCCACAUCUACAAGGCCACUAGGACUGCUGACAAGAGAGAUCUAUGAAGCCUGGGUGUCUGGUUCAUAGACAGCAGAGACCCAAGAGAUUAACAGUGCUGUACUGAAUCUGAUAGAGACUGACUUUUUACUCUAUGGACAUCAGUUGGUUUAUGUUUACUGCUUUUACAUAAGAAAUGACUGCUAAUUUAACUACUCUGUUGGUGGUCUUAUGGACUUUCUUUGACCAAGGCAGACACAUGAAGGGGCAUACUAAAAAUGAUUAAUGGCAGACAGCUUACGAUUUUUUAAAUUUCUAUUAUUAUUUUAAUCUAAGGUAGUUAUACAAGUGCACUACAAGUUUACCACCUUUGUUGCCUUUUUGUCCAAGUGGUGAAAAGUAGCUUUGAUGGCAUUCUGUGGGCAUUCUGCUACUGGGGUUCAUCAUUUCAUUUUGUUCUUUUAGUUUAGCUGUCCAUCCAUUUCGGUUCACAGUUCACAGUUUGUUCAUAUUGUGCAGAAGAUGAUCCAGUCAAGUGAUCUUGAUGAAACUGAAGACACCACACCAGCGUUAACCAGUCUGCCAUGUUGUGAAAAUGUCUCCAUUUCAUCUCUGCCUGCCUAUCCCUUUCCGUCCCUCUGUCUUGAGUGGACAUUGAGGAACACCUCUGCUAUGCCACAAUAUGUCCAGUGGAUGGCAGCAACGACACAGGUUUUUGAGGUGCCCAGCCCCCUUUCCCCAAAGCAUUUCUCACUCAGUGCCAGCCAGAGAUGCUGAGGCCCAAGCACUGAAUACCAGUCUCUUCGCACAACAACAAUAACACCCUCUGUAGGGCACAGCAUUUCACUCCACAUUUGUUUCUCCUCCCAAAAUACGUAAUACUCUCUGAAAAGAACCCUACCUUCUCAACAUUUCAGUGACACUGAGAACUGACAAAAACUGCCACUCCCAAAUUCAGGUGAAAGGAGCCAUGUCAGUGUUUGAGGGCUGCCAUUUUGUUUUUGGACCGUUCAGACUGACUGUCAACACAGGUCAGGUAAGGGUUAGUCGGCGGUGGAGUGAGGCCUCAUUUGAAUUGAUGGGAGUGAGGCACCUGCUCCCUGAGUGCUCUGUGAUUUGUCCCUGGCUGGAGUUCAUUAUGACUGACAAUGUAGCGCUGACGAGAGGAAUUAAAAUAAUCAUUUCAUGAUGAUA